AUGUCUGAGGGAACCUCCCAUCGUUAUGCGGAUAUAAGAAAAAAAAUUUUAUAUCGGUAUAUUCCAUUAUUCUCCACAACAAAUUUACUCGGUUUCAGUACACAUGUUUUAGCACCUGCCACCUUUUCAAAAAUUAUUGGAAAAAAUGAUGUUGCCAUAGCAAAUACACUUUGGUUUGGCUCACAUCUUGGAGUUGGUUUAUAUUUGUUUGGUUCAAAACAUUUGGCAACAGCUCCAUCACCUUUUGAUCGUGUACUAUACAGUGUAUUUGGUUCUGUAAUCUUCAAUUUUGGCUCGGUAUUAUUAAUGUCUAUUAUCAGAUCAAUAUAUCCAAAUGAAGAAAAAUUACGUUUAUUAGUCGGAUUUUCUGCUGCUUCAACAUUUUUAAUUAUCGGAUACCGAUGGAUAAAUUAUAUUGAUGACAUAUUUGCCACAAUACGUUUUCGUUCAAAUACUAGGUCAUAA
Messenger RNA from Didymodactylos carnosus, 465 nucleotides. The record is from the annotation of a GenBank genome assembly. Lineage: Eukaryota; Metazoa; Rotifera; Eurotatoria; Philodinida; Philodinidae.